This is a messenger RNA of Anoplophora glabripennis (Asian longhorned beetle), 591 nucleotides long. RefSeq names its product proline-rich protein HaeIII subfamily 1-like. NCBI's taxonomy places the organism in Eukaryota, Metazoa, Arthropoda, Insecta, Coleoptera, Cerambycidae. The coding region runs from base 1 to 591 and encodes 196 amino acids. The record is from RefSeq and is a predicted model, not a curated record. The transcript has 2 exons.
AUGCUAGGCCACAUGCAGAGACCAAACCCCCGAGCCAGCCCCCAUCCGCUAAUAAAACCAACCAGGCAACCAAGACGGCAACCUACGGACCAUGGACGGGUCCAACGUCUGGACGACGACCGCCCUCCAUCUCCACUGAUAGCCUAUCCUAAGGCGACACUAGGCCCUAGCCAUGCUAGGCCACAUGCAAACCCUCGAGCCAGCCACCACCCGCUAAUAAAACCAACCAGCCAACCAGGACGGCAACCUACGGACCAUGGACGGCCUACCCUGAGGCGACACCAGGCCCUAGCCGUGCUAGGCCACAUGCAGAGCAAACCCCCGGGCCAGCCACCACCCGCUGUAGGCGGUCCAACCAAACGACCGGCCCAGCAUCCCGGACACCUUGAUAUACGGCGCAAGCGAUGUCCAGUGAGGAUGGUCGCUAUUUCUCCACCGCCCACCAAGAGGACUCAGCAGCCAUGUCCCCACGAGAGGCCAGGGACGUCGGCCAACCCCCAGCAGAGCCAACCAGUCGCCAGCCGGACUACCGGAGCAGCCAGCGUUGGACAGCCCCCCCCCCAGUGCCAAAGACACUCUAACAUAAACUAA